Molecule: messenger RNA, 843 nt
Organism: Trypanosoma cruzi
Lineage: Eukaryota; Euglenozoa; Kinetoplastea; Trypanosomatida; Trypanosomatidae
Exons: 1
Coding region: 1-843 (280 amino acids)
Source: RefSeq, a predicted model, not a curated record
AUGUAUGUAUAUGUGCUUGGCAUGUUUUUCUAUAAAAUGAUUGUAUUACUAUACAUUUACCAGAUAUUUAUACAUAUAUAUAUAUUUAUAUAUAUUUAUAUGUGGGGAUGGGUGUGUUUCUGCGUAGGAUUUAUACAUGUGUUUCUUUCUUUUUUCUUUUUCCUUUUUUCCUUUUUUGUUUGUUUAUGUAUGGCUGUAUAUGGCUGUAUGGCUGUAUAUGGCUGUAUGGCUGUAUAUGGCUGUAUGGCUGUAUAUGGCUGUAUGGCUGUAUAUGGCUGUAUGGCUGCAUAUGGCUGUAUGGCUGUAUAUGGCUGUAUGGCUGUAUAUGGCUGUAUGGCUGUAUAUGGCUGUAUGGCUGUAUAUGGCUGUAUGGCUGUAUAUGGCUGUAUGGCUGUAUAUGGCUGUAUGGCUGUAUAUGGCUGUAUGGCUGUAUAUGGCUGUAUGGCUGUAUAUGGCUGUAUGGCUGCAUAUGGCUGUAUGGCUGUAUAUGGCUGUAUGGCUGUAUAUGGCUGUAUGGCUGUAUAUGGCUGUAUGGCUGUAUAUGGCUGUAUGGCUGUAUAUGGCUGUAUGGCUGUAUAUGGCUGUAUGGCUGUAUAUGGCUGUAUGGCUGUAUAUGGCUGUAUGGCUGCAUAUGGCUGUAUGGCUGCAUAUGGCUGUAUGGCUGUAUAUGGCUGUAUGCUUUUAUUGCAUAUGCAUGUACGUCAUAUGAAAAGAAUAUUAUUAAUAAUACGACUACUACUAGUAAAGAAUGCUGUUUCUGAUAUCUGUGACUUCUCCCUCUAUCUCUCUCUCUCUCUCUUUCUCUUUCUUUUUUUUUUUUUUUUUUCCUUUUUUACUUUUUGA